AUGGCCAGUCUCCCCUCGGCAGGCAUCAUGACCUUUGGUGGGUUCACCAACCCUCGCACCGCCGCCACCACAACGACCUCGUCGCCCACAUCAACCAUCAACCCUCUAUCCGCAACCCCCACGCCCGACUUUGCCUACGUCUCCUAUGUCCCCUCCAAAUCACCCAUCAGUGUGCGGGUAUGCGAAGGCGCACACGACGGGCUGAACCGCGGUGACAAGUGCGCCGUCGUAUACAUUGUCAACCUCAAGUGCUGGCGGUGCUUGUACUGUUCCCUGAGCUCUUAUUAG
This is a messenger RNA of Apiotrichum porosum, 288 nucleotides long. RefSeq lists its product as uncharacterized. The record is from RefSeq and is a predicted model, not a curated record. The coding region runs from base 1 to 288 and encodes 95 amino acids. Lineage: Eukaryota; Fungi; Basidiomycota; Tremellomycetes; Trichosporonales; Trichosporonaceae. The transcript is spliced from 2 exons.